AUGCAAACUGCUUCUACAGAAAUUUGUGAAAGAAUAGUGCAAUAAGUCCAUCUGUGAAAUUUCCUUGUUACUAAAUAUUCCACAGUCAACUAUUAGUGGUAUUAUUAAGUGGAAGCAACUGGGAACAACAGUAACUCAGCCAUGAAGUAGUAGGUCAUGUAAAAUGACAGAGCGGGGUCAGCGCAUGCUGAAGCACACAGUGCGCAAAAGUCGCCAACUGUCUGCAGAGUCAAUAGCUAAAGACCUCCAAACUUCAUGUGGCCUUCGGAUUAGCACAACAACAGUGCAUAGAGAGCUUCAUGGAAUGGAUUUCCAUUGCCAAGCAGCUGCAUCCAAACCUUACAUACAGUAACCAAGUGCAAUGCAAAGCGUUGGAUGCAGUGGUGUAAAGCA
This is a messenger RNA of Staurois parvus, 393 nucleotides long. NCBI's taxonomy places the organism in Eukaryota, Metazoa, Chordata, Amphibia, Anura, Ranidae. The record is from the annotation of a GenBank genome assembly.